AGCGGAGCCGCCGCCGGUGCCGCUCCCGGGGCAGCCGCCGGGGCUGGAGGCACGAUGCGCCCCGGCAAGUGACGGCGGGGACUCGCUCCGGUGCCCAGAGAUCAGAGAUGACCAAGACUUAUGCCAAGCCCAAAGAGAUGGCGGAGCUCGUGAGCACCCAACCCUGGAUGGACGAAGCGUUGGGCUCCAAAGACGAGCUGAAGGCGGAGGACAACAGGCAAGGUCCUUUUGCUUUGAUGUCUGGCUUGAAUGAAGAGCACGACAGUAUUGAGGAGGAAGAGGAGGAAGAGGAUGAUGGGGAAAAGCCGAAGAGGAGAGGACCAAAGAAGAAGAAGAUGACCAAGGCGAGGCUGGAGCGGUUCAGGGCCCGGCGGGUGAAGGCCAAUGCCCGGGAGCGCACACGGAUGCACGGCCUCAACGAUGCUCUUGACAACCUGAGGAGGGUGAUGCCCUGUUACUCCAAGACCCAGAAGCUGUCCAAGAUCGAGACCCUGAGGCUGGCAAGGAACUACAUCUGGGCUCUGUCUGAGGUGCUCGAGACGGGGCAGACUCCCGAAGGGAAGAGCUUCGUGGAGAUGCUCUGCAAGGGCUUGUCCCAGCCCACCAGUAACCUGGUGGCCGGGUGCCUGCAGCUGGGACCACAGACCUUGUUCCUGGAGAAGCAUGAGGAGAAGUCCCCGGUGUGUGAAUCAGCCAUAUCCAGCCACUCCUUCAGCUACCAGUCCCCGGGGCUCCCAAGCCCACCCUAUGGGACCAUGGAAACCCAUCUGCUGCAUUUAAAGCCCCCCACCUUCAAGAGCUUGGUGGAUGCUUCCUUUGGAAACCAUCCCUCUGACUGCACCACUCCCCCCUACGAGGGUCCCCUGACGCCACCCCUGAGCAUCAGUGGGAACUUCUCCUUGAAGCAAGAUGGGUCUCCAGACCUGGAUAAAUCCUACACCUUCAUGGCCCACUACCCCUCAGUCAGCUUGACUGGAGCACAUGGACAUGCCUCCCACUUCCAAAACACGGUGUCCCGCUACGAGAUCCCCGUAGACAUGAGCUAUGAGUCCUACCCGCACCACGUAGCUGGUCCUCAGCUCAAUGCCAUCUUCAACGAGUAGCAAAGCAGAGGUAGACCCAAACCUUUGAUGCAGAGAGAAGUUCAGCAUCAUCGUGGAGCUGUUUCUAGAAUGGACACAACCGGGAUGUCACCGCUAUGGGGUGAGAGACUUCUGAGCAUCUCUGCAGGACGUGGCUGUGGAAGGUUCAGUGGUCCUCCUGUCCUAUCCCAAUAGGUCUGCCCUGGUGCCACUGUGAUGAUCUUCUCCUCCAGAGAUGCUCCGGAAGGUGGCUUCACCCUGCAGGACUUGAUGCACUCCAGCACUUGGGAUCAUUCAUUGCCAAGACGUUACAGCUCCUUUUCCUCCCUCUUUGGGAUGGUGGCGUGCGGGGACACCUCUGUCUCAUAUAGGUGGAGACAAGCCCCCCUGCUCCUUGGGACGACCGGUUCCCAUCCCAUAUGCUCUGAUGGGAUCAUGGUUUUCCCAGUCCAGGGAAUGAUCUGGACCACUUGCAGAAGACCAACACAGUUGCUCCUCCUUGAAGCUUCCCACCCAAUGGAGAACCUUAUGUUAGUUGCCACUGUACCAUCCAUGGUCAACACGGUCCAGCAGGCUCAGAGCUUCUCCAUGAUGGUCCCUCCAUCACUGCCUCCUGGUGCUGAGCCCCAAACCUUGCUUGUGACCUACAACCAGCAUGAGCUGCUCAGCACAUGGAUCUUGAAACCUCUUUAUGGGACUCUUGAUCAUUCAGAGCACAAAGAUCCUGGCUGGAAGAGGAGCUCUCAUGGAACCCUUGCUCCUGAUGAGGACCACGUCUGCUUAUGGUUCGUAGCGUUCUCCAUCCUGAUCCGUGUCCCAAACACAUCCUGCCAAAAGAAACGUGUCUCAAUUUCCUGGUUCAUUGAUGAUUUAUCUGUGGGGGGGGUUCCAUUUAGUUCCUUCCAUCCUCCAUGGAACAUGGAACGCGCUAAACAGCCCCCUCCUUUCCCAGUUGGCUCCCAGGUGCUUAGUUGGCCUUAGCGUUGUGGAGAUGUGUCCCUUUUGCAGUGCUCUUGCUCCAGGGUUAUUUAUUAGCCAUUAUUUAUUUAAUUUAUUCUCUUCCUGCCCAUUUUCUGGGGGUGAAACCGAGAAUUUCACCAACUUUAACGUCAAAUUCCAUCUUUAGGAUGGUCGUUUGUUGGAUGUGGGAGGCCAGCAGCUCCCAACUCAUCCCUUGUAUUCCUAGAUGAGCAAUAACUUCCAAAGCCUAUGCAACUAUUUUUGUCUCCAAGAAAUCCCAGGCACCUAUUUUUGAUGUCCCCAUUGGCCCGGUGGCCAAAGCUCCCUGGUUUUGUAUAGAGUUGGGAAUUCUGAGAUGAUCCAAGCUCUGGAAUUCCCUGCCCGGCCCCUGGGUCCCCUCCGGGACCUUCUUCCCUUUUGUACUGAGAGCAAAUGUUUAUCCUUUUGUAAAGAAAGCAGAUUUGGGGGUUUUAGGUCAAAUAAAGUCGUGGUCUUGUUUCAA
Messenger RNA from Strigops habroptila (Kakapo), 2544 nucleotides. It is a transcript of the gene NEUROD4, whose product is annotated as neuronal differentiation 4. Gene Ontology annotation, biological process: nervous system development; regulation of DNA-templated transcription. Lineage: Eukaryota; Metazoa; Chordata; Aves; Psittaciformes; Psittacidae. The coding region runs from base 108 to 1103 and encodes 331 amino acids. The record is from RefSeq and is a predicted model, not a curated record. The transcript has 2 exons. Gene Ontology annotation, molecular function: protein dimerization activity.